Messenger RNA from Pelodiscus sinensis (Chinese soft-shelled turtle), 2607 nucleotides. RefSeq names its product E3 ubiquitin-protein ligase TRIM39-like. Lineage: Eukaryota; Metazoa; Chordata; Testudines; Trionychidae. Gene Ontology annotation, molecular function: protein binding; zinc ion binding. The record is from RefSeq and is a predicted model, not a curated record.
UCAGAGGCUCUCCAUGUGCCUGAGAAGAGAGGCCUAGCAGUCUGGGACUGGAUUGUGGAAGAGAAGGGGAGCCAGGCUGCUGUGGAGGAGUUUGAUCCAGUCCAGGGGCUGUUGGAUGCAGCUGCAGACUGGGACUGGAGGCCUUUGGAGCUGGGAUCUAGCAGGCUGCUUCUGAUAGGCACAGCACGAGGCUGUAAGUGACUGGGCCUUUUUGGGAAGAGUGCUGCCUGGGACAGAGCUGCUGCCUAGCUUGGAGCCUCGUCCACACUGCCUGCAGAGAACUUCCACUACAGCUGCAGUUCUUCAAGCACACCCACGCAAGCCAGAGUCUGGACUCUGAGUGCAGGGGUGUGCACGCUCCGGGGUGGGAUCAGUAUGGGCAGGGUCACUGCUAGAUAUGCUCAUGGCUCAGGCUGCUGUGAAUCUGACGGAAGAUCUCCAAAAUGAAGCCACUUGUCCCAUUUGCCUGGACUCUUUUAAAGAUCCCGUGAUCACAGAGUGCAGCCACAAUUUCUGUGGGGCAUGUAUCAGAGAAUACUGCAAGGAAUCAGCGGGGAAGCUCUCGUGUCCUCAGUGCAGAAAGACUAUCCAGCCAAGAAAUUUCAGGCCCAACAGGCAGCUGGCAAACAUGGUAGAAAUAGCGGUGCAGCUUGGUUUGGAAGCGGCAAAGAAAGCAGAAGAAAUUGUGUGUGAGGAGCACAAAGAAUCUUUGAAACUCUUCUGUGAACAAGACCAGAGGCCGAUCUGUCUGGUGUGCCGGGAGUCCCAGACUCACAGGGAUCACACUGUGGCUCCAAUAGAGGAAGCUGCCCAGGCCUACAAGGAAAAGCUUCAGAGCAGUUUGUGUUUCUUACAAACAGAGAGAGGAAAAUUUAAACCACGCGGAGAAGAGCAAAGCGACGCACUGCUGAGACAGACUGAAUUGGAGAGACAGAAGAUUUUGUUUGAAUUUGAGCAGUUGCAUGAGUUUCUGAGUGAACACCAGUGCCUCCUUCUGGCACAGCUGGAAGUGCUAGAUGAGGCGAUUUUAAAGCGGCGGAAUGAAUAUGUCACUAAAGUUGGCGAGAAAACGUUACUACUCGGUGAACUGAUCAGUGAGCUACAAAGGAAAUGUUCCCAGCCAGCAACAGAAUUCCUUAAGGAUGUUGGCAGCACCUUGAGCAGGUGCGAGCGUGUGAAGGCGCCAACUUCAGAGCCCGUUUCUCCUGUGCUGAAGAAGAGAGUCAGUGACUUUUCAGAAAAUAAUAACCUUGUAAUGGGGGUGCUGGCCAUGUUCAAAGAGAAUCUGCAAGCUCAGAUGGAUAAAGAAAAAGUGAAUGUGACUCUGGAUCCAGAAACAGCAAAUUCCCACCUCGUCCUGUCAGAGGACGGGAAAAAUGUGAGACUUGGAGAGGGGCGGCUAGACGUGCCUGACAAUCCCAAGAGGUUCACAUCAAGCCCCUCUGUCCUGGGCUCCGAGGGAUUCACAACAGGGAGACACUAUUGGGAGCUGGACGUGGGAGAUGGGACUGGAUGGGCUGUGGGGGUUGCCAAAGAGACUGUGAAGAGAAAGGGACCGCUAAGUCUUGAGAGAGAAGGAAUCUGGGCGAUCCGGCUGGACUGGGAUCAUCAAUACACAGCUCUCACUUUCCCCCCAACUCUUCUCGCACUGGAUGAGAAGCCCAGGAAGAUCCGAAUUCACUUAGACUACGAAGAAGGUCAGGUGACCUUUUACAAUGCAGAGAGCAUGGCCCAAAUCUUCAAUUUCUCUACCUCUUUUAAGGAGAAAAUCUUCCCUUACUUUUGGCUCUGGUCCCCAGGAUCAUAUAUCCAGGUGUAUCCCUGAUGGGUAUCAGGCUUCUUACAAUGUCUCUCACAUGAGAACUCCUGCUCACAGCUGGAGAGAGAGGCGUCAUUAAAAGAAAACUAUCUGAAUGCUCAGAAAUGACCCACUUGUAUUGUUCAUUGCAGUAAGUUCAUCUGCACUGGUUACCCAUAGCCUUGGGCUGGAUCAUCUCAUUUGUGUAUUGCUAUAAUGCAGUGCUGUCUGCUGGAUGUUCUCUACUGCCCCGUUAAGUGCCCAUGUCAGGUUUUCUCCACAAACUUCUUAGCUUCACUAUGCUAGCACUCUUAUGUCAGUCCGAUUAGGUGUCAUUUGUAACUGACACAGCUGUGUCAGCUAAAGCCACCCUAGCAUAGAUAUGGCUACACUUUCAAAUGCACUUUUCCCACUAUAGGCAAGGCUACAAUUUUGCAAGGAGGUUUACAGGAUCUGUCGAAAAAGGCUUUUUUUCCCAACAGAUCCCUCUCUUGACUGCCACUUUUUGCCAAUGAAGUGCUGAGUUUGGCAAAACGCAGCGGCCAUUUUUAUGCAAAUUAGGCAUGGGAUAUUUAAAUCCCUGCCUCAUUUGCAAUGUCAACCUGCCUAAUUUGCAUCCCUCUGCCGACAGAAGGAUGCAGUCUAGAUAUACCCUAAAAGUAACUGACAAAAUGGGACUGGGCCUGAGCCCUGAAAGGUUUAGUGUCCCCCACCACUGGCUGGGAGCUGUGUGGGACCGACCCCCUGAAGCAGCUGGGAGCUCUAGGGCCCCCCAUCCCUUCCCUUAAACUCCUGUCCCGCCUCUUCCC